AUGGGGCGUGCUUUCGAUCCAUGGGGGGAUUCUUCCGACCUCAGUUCCCCUCCAACUUCGCCAUCCCCUCCUCCGGGCUUCCUCCCGACUCCUCCGCCUUCCCAAGGAAAUUUCGAGCCCAAUUCAGCUGAUCCCCCUGCCCUGACACAAGAUUGCGCGCCUCCAGCCAAAGAGAGGAGGAAAGUCGAGCCGAAGCCACGAAUAACAAAACACCUCGACUUGUCCCUGCUCACCCAAGAUUGCUCUUCAAGUCAGAACACUGAGCUAGGGCUUCUACUAAAAGCUCUCCAGAAAAAGCGCAAAAUUGUCGUGAUUGCUGGAGCGGGAAUUUCAGUCUCUGCCGGCAUCCCUGACUUUCGCUCUUCUCAUGGCCUAUUCAAGACACUAAAAAAGGAUCACAAGCUGAAGGCCUCUGGGAAGCAGUUGUUUGAUGCGUCUGUAUAUCGGGAUAAUUCAAUGACUUCUUCAUUCCACGACAUGGUUCGCUCGUUAUCUAGAAUGGCAGCCUCUGCCAAGCCAACAGCUUUCCAUCACCUUCUUGCUAGGCUCGCAAAGGACGGUCGCUUGAUGCGAUUAUAUACACAAAACGUGGACGGCAUUGAGACGUCUUUACCCCCUUUGGCCACCGAAGUACCCCUGAGUGUUAAAGCGCCUUGGCCUCGCACAAUUCAAUUACAUGGUGGACUUGAAAAGAUGGUCUGUCAGAAAUGCAGACAUACGUCUGAUUUUGAAGCGGAACUUUUCCAGGGUCCUGAUCCACCCUUGUGCCGAAAAUGUUGCGAGACUGACGAAUUUCGCACAACCACCGGCCAGAGAAGCCAUGGCGUUGGGAAGCUAAGACCAAGGAUAGUUCUCUAUAACGAACAUAAUCCUGAUGAAGAUGCUAUUGGUUCAGUUGUUACAGCGGAUUUACGCGCCAGGCCUGACGCCCUGAUAGUUGUGGGCACUACUCUAAAGAUCCCAGGAGUUCGACGAAUCGUCAAGGAAAUGUGCCAGGUUGUCCGCGGCCGAAAAGAUGGAAUCACCAUGUGGAUAAAUCACGAACCUGUUCCAGUCGGAAGGGACUUUGAGAGUUGCUGGGAUCUAGUCAUCAAAGGCGACUGCGACGAAGUUGCACGACAAGCCAACUUGAAGCCCUGGGAUGAUGAUAGCGAUGAUAUUGUCCAGGAGUGCACAGCCUCAGACGUAGAACGGGUUAAACAGGAACAAGGCCCCUUCUUCGUUGUCGUUCAUACGCCCAAGAAGGCUCAGAAGAACACUGGUAUCCUCACACCAUCUUCUAGUCAGGAUGAAGCAUUCGACCCCAAGGAUAAACCGCCAAUUCCCAUCAACCUUGUUGCCAAACCGGCCAAGAAAAACAUGACUCAAUGGCUAUCCGGGAAGGAUAACAUUAAUCCAGGAUGCAAACGCAAGAAUCCCCCUACGAGCAAAGCCGGGCCUCCAAAGAACGCCAGAAUGGCAAAUCCUGCUCCGACAAAGAAAAUCGAUCAACAAUUCCGCAUUGGCAAAUCGACUAAAGCCACCAUCACUAUUAAGAAGUCCAUUAGCCCCAUUGAAAGUGAACACUCAAAGCCUAUGCUUGCGAUAUCUCCUGGCGCAGCCCGUAAUAAUGGUCCGAUGUUUCCAGAGAUUUCCGCUUCUCCUCCAUGGAAGGACAAGGCCACGAUUUCCCCAUCUGGCACGCUCCCACCUGAUCUUGAAAGGAUGUUAAACUAA
Messenger RNA from Paracoccidioides brasiliensis Pb18, 1716 nucleotides. RefSeq lists its product as uncharacterized. Gene Ontology annotation, biological process: negative regulation of transcription by RNA polymerase II; regulation of DNA repair; pericentric heterochromatin formation. Bases 1 to 1716 code for a protein of 571 amino acids. Gene Ontology annotation, molecular function: NAD+ binding; histone deacetylase activity, NAD-dependent. The transcript has 2 exons. Gene Ontology annotation, cellular component: mating-type region heterochromatin. The record is from RefSeq and is a predicted model, not a curated record.